ACAAGUGGUGUCGCAUUGAUGCUUUGAAGCCUCUUCACUAUGAACUUGGCAACAUUUAUGAUGCCCUAAUUGAAAUUUCUGACGAUACUACCUUUCCUGGAUCAUCUGGCAUGUCGGCAUGUUCAGAUGCAGAAGCUCUUGCAAAUGGCCUUUCCAAGUUCAAAUUUGUGACUUCACUCAUUUUGUGGUAUAAUAUCCUUUUCCUGAUUAACCUCACUAGUAAGCAACUUCAGGAAAAGAACUUGGACAUACACUCUGCUAUUCAAAAACUGCAGCAAACUAAAAAUAUUCUGGAAGAAUUCAGAAGUGAUGAAGGGUUUGAAAGAACACUAAUAGAUUCUCUCGAGCUUGCUGAAGGAAUAGACUUUCCAACCGAAUUUGAACCAAACCCAGUUUGCAUUCGGCAAAAGAAACAGCAGUUUUUGUAUGAAGGACGAGACACACCCAUUCAGAAUACAAAACAAAGGUUCAAGGUGAAUUUCUACUUUGCAGUCCUUGAUACUGCUAUUCAUGCAGUUGAUGAAAGAUUUCAACAGAUGCAGCAGCUAGAGUCAGUAUUUGGUUUUCUAUGUGAUAUCCACAAUUUUCAAAAUAAAACAGCAAAACAGAUAAGAGAAUUGUGUAUAAAACUGGAGUCGGCAUUGUCUCAUGAAAAUUCAAAAGACAUUGAUGCUACUGAUUUAUGUAGUGAGCGUCAGGCUUUUUCGAGACGACUUAAGAAACAUUUCCCUCCUGAAGAAGUACUGAAGUUUGUUUGUGAAAAUAAACUCUCAGUUUUCUAAACAUUUUAAUAGCUC
Molecule: messenger RNA, 797 nt
Organism: Pelodiscus sinensis (Chinese soft-shelled turtle)
Lineage: Eukaryota; Metazoa; Chordata; Testudines; Trionychidae
Source: RefSeq, a predicted model, not a curated record